Messenger RNA from Klebsormidium nitens, 6842 nucleotides. Lineage: Eukaryota; Viridiplantae; Streptophyta; Klebsormidiophyceae; Klebsormidiales; Klebsormidiaceae. The record is from the annotation of a GenBank genome assembly.
AUGGCUCGUCGGAAGCAGACAAACCCGCAGAGAACCGGUGCAGAGGGGGCAGCAGAUACCCCGCAACAAGUGGCCACACCAAUUGCUUGCAGCAAACGCCCCACAGCCCCUCAAUCGCUCAAACUCCCACCCUUCAAAGAAUGGGUUGAGAUCCAAUCUGCGGCCCUGGAGUCUGCCUGUGUGCCAUUCGCCGAGCUGUCCCUUCAGAGUCUAGAAUCAGAUUUUUGGGAAGGGGCAAACCCCGCUGCACUGAAGUUUGAUUUUUCGGAAGGACCUUCAGCGGUCAGCCUGCGUGUUCCAGUUCUGCGGAACACCCUGCGGCAGCCAUACAAUCCCCAGGAAGUGGUCUGCCAGGUGUCCAUCGAAAGUGCCGUCCAGCCACAGACCCCCAGAACUGAGCCAGCAAACAUAGCAGCUGGAGGUAAGAACCAUAUCUCUGAAGCAGCAGAAACCGACAGUUUGGGGGUUUUGGGCGUGUUUGAUGGGCCGUCAUCAGGGGUUUCGGCGCUGGUGGAUCUUGUCAGGGGGGGCUUGGUCACCUUACAGGCAGUAGAAUCCUCAACCCUUCGAAACGGAAGCGCCCAAGAUCUAACAACCCAAGAGCCUCGAAAGGACUUCUCUCCAUCCAGCCAGGCAGGCCGAAGUCCCGUCUUACCGAGUACCCCUGGAACACCGCAGAGGGCCCAAACCCCGUCCCAUAACCAAGCCUCUAAGAGCGGAAGCCCUGGUUUCAAUCCUCUUUCUCAGAGGGAAACAGAAGCCCAGCCCCCCUUAGCCAGUCUGCCAAGAGUACGCGUGUGGCUCAACCCCGCUGCGUUUGCGGACGCUCCGUCUGGGCCCUCAGAUGAACAGCGAAGACCAGCAUACGCUGCGAUGCAGUGUCUCUUCCAGUGGGUGCGCCCAGACCUGGAUCACAGGGUUGAGUCAACGGGGUUCGAGGGGGUUUGGCGCCUGGAAGAAAAGAGCUUGGGAAGCGAGACCCCGCAGAAGGGAGAGCAACUGAACAAGGGGGAAGAGGAAGGGGCGGAGGUUAGUGACAGGAAAGGGAAGCGGAAACUAGACGAAGACGGGGGGUUGGAUCUGGGGCUGGAUCAUGGGGGAGGAGACGAGCAUGGUCAUCACGGGGGGUUCGAUGCGAAGGAGCUGUACGCGGCUGUAAGAACCUGCAGGGAUGCGCCCAUGUUGAGCGGCCACUUCCCCGCCCUCCUCCCCACCCUCCGCCCGUACCAGCGCCGCGCCGCCGCCUGGAUGGUUGCCUGCGAGCGAGGACCCAAUUCUACUUCCCCCGAUAGCCCUUCCACUUCAGAAUCAGUACACCGCAGCUACGGUGGACUCGAUUCUACUUCAACUCCGGGGGCUCCCGGUUUGGAAUCGGUCCACCCGCUGUGGCUGCAAGCAGAGGCGUUGGAAGGCGGGGAGUCUUUUUGGUAUAACCCGUUCACGGGGCGGCUCUCGAGGACGGGGUUUUCAGCGGGGGGCCACGUGCGAGGCGGUAUUCUGGCCGACGAGAUGGGCCUCGGCAAGACCGUCGAGCUCCUUGCGUGCAUCCUCGCGCACCCCUGGCCAGGAAGCGGCGCGGCCGCCGACAGGGCCUCCGCUGAUGCUGCCGCGCACAUCGCCCGGAGACGAAAAGAGCGCAUUGAGUGUUCCUGCGGGGAAACUAGCGACGACGAGUCAUACGGGGGCAGUUGGGUUCAGUGCGAUAAGUGCCUCGCUUGGCAGCACGCUGUCUGCGUGGGUUAUGUACCCAAGAAGCGGAGGCGGGUUAGGGUUAAGGGCGGGUUAGGGGCGGAGGCGGGUUUGGGGAAGGUUGGGGGCGGGUUAGGCGUAGAACCGAGCCGGAAUGUGGUGAAUUCCGGAAGAGAGAGGAAGGAUGAAGCGAGGAAUGGCGAGGAGAGAAGAAUUGGAGCAGAGGGGAAAGAGGGAGCGCGGAAGAGGAUGGAGGGAGAGGAGAUGGCAAAUGGCGGUGAUGUUAUGGGCACGGAUGGCGAGGUUUUGAAAAAGGAAGGAGAGGUGACGCGGCAAGGAGCAGGCGCAAUGGGUCAGGAGGCAAAGGCUAUUGGGCAAGCGGCAAACGCUAUGGAGCAAGCCGGGGGAUCUGCGGACGAGCCAAGUCAUCCGACGUCAGCACCCGCCGUCAGCGGAAACGAGCCAACCGACGGCGGACAGGACGGAAGCCGGCGGACUCUGAAGCGGAAACGGACAGCGGAGAGCGAGGGAACGAGCUUGGGGACAGUCAAGGAAGACUCGUAUGUGCCGUUUACGUGCGGGGAGUGUUCGGCGCUCCUGGGGGGAGUGCGAGUGGAGGGAGAGGUUGGGGCCACGCUGAUCGUGUGCCCGACCGCGAUCCUGCAGCAGUGGCGGGAGGAGAUUGCCAAGCACACCCGCCCCGGCGCUGUCAAAGUCGUCGUUUACGAAGGGGUCCAACGGGCCGCAAACCCCUCGAAGACCGAUGCUGACGCGGACUUGACGUCAGCAGGCGGCGCGGCGUCGGCCGUGGUGGGCGCUCACGACCUCGCCAGGGCUGACGUCGUGCUGACGACGUACGAUGCGCUGAGGGCGGACUUGGCGCACGAGCCGGCAGGGUGGGGCGAGGCAGGCGGACGGGCCCUGCGGUCCAAGAAGCGGUACCAAGUGGUGCCCACCCCUCUGACGCGGCUGACGUGGUGGCGCGUGUGCCUGGACGAGGCGCAAAUGGUCGAGAGCAGCACAGCAAAGGCGACGGAGAUGGCGCUCAAGCUGCGGGCCGUCAACCGGUGGUGCAUCAGCGGCACCCCCAUCCAGCGCGGCUUGGAGGACCUCUACGGACUGCUCAAGUUCCUGCGAGCGGACCCGUUCGACUCGCGGUUCUGGUGGAACCGGGCAUUCCAGGGCCCCUACGAGGCUGGCCACGUGGCGGCCAAACGGAGGGCCCACGUAUUCCUACGGGCGCUGAUGUGGCGCAACUCAAAGGCCGACGUUCAGGACGAGAUCGGGCUGCCGCCGCAGCAGGAGCGCAUCGACCGCCUGCGCUUCUCCGCCGUCGAGGCCCACUUCUACAGGCGUCAGCACGAUGUCGUCGCCGCUCAGGCCCGUGACGUCAUCCGCAAGCACCGGCGGGCUGCCCUGCCACGGUCUCGUCAAAAUCCUCACAAGAAAACGGCCCCUCAUUCUGGACCAUCCGAUCCCGCCGGACCCGUUUCGGGGCCGUCCGAUGCUGCCAGCGGCAAUCCUGGGCCGUCCGAUGGAUCUACCGAUCACAAGGGCGUCCAAAUCGCAAGAGAAGAGUCGCCUUUCGAGGAUCUUGCUGACGAAACGCUGACGCACGCCGAGGCGGCCAAGCUGAUGGUCCCGCUGCUGCGGCUGCGCCAAGCGUGUUGCCACCCGCAGGUCGGGAGUUCCGGCAUCCGGUCGCUGACGCAGCAGCGCAGCCCGAUGACGAUGGAGGAGAUCCUGGGGGUGCUCGUGGAGAAGGCGCGCGUCGAGGCCGAAGAAGCGCAGCGCCUCAUGGUGUCCUCCCUGAACGGGCUCGGAGGCUUGGCCCUGAUCGAGGGCGACCGUCCGGCAGCAAUCAAAGCGUAUCGAGAGGCCCUCGGCGUUGUUGAGGAAAACGAGGUUAAGGACGGGAUCAGGACUGACCCACUGCAGAAGCUGCACACACUGCAUAACCUGGCGCAGGCGCUUGGUUACCGGCCUAACCCGUUUUCGGUUGCCCUUCUGGGGGGAGAGAACACUGGAAACGAGGGGUCCGAUCAGGAGAAAACGGAAGGGGCGAGGAGAAAGGAGCUAGUAGGGCCAAGUGGUGAGGAGGACCGGAAGGGGAAGCGGAAGAUAGAGGACGGAACGGAAACGGAAAGCAACGGAACAGAGCGGAAGAAGCGACGGAUCAGUUCGGUGGACCAAGACGAGAUUGUGGUGGAAGGGGGGGGUGGUUGUCAGGAGGUAAAGCUGCCCCCCGACGUGCCGAGGACGCUGCGGGACGAUAAGCUAUUGGACGAGGCAGAGGAGAUACGCGGGCGAUACGUGGCAGCUUUUCAGGCGAAGCUGGCGGCGGCGGACAAAGAGUACCAGAAAGUGCAUACGGAGGUGGUCGAGAGCACCGAGGCGUGUCGACGCGAGCCCGGGGGGUCGUGCUGGUGGGUGGGUUACCUGCGUGCAUUACCCCCCCGAAACGAGGAAGCGCUGGUGGAUUACGUGAAGGAAAAGCUGCUGGAGAACGACCGGGGGCAUCUUGACAGCCGCCAGAAGAACGCCAGCAACCUCGCGCUGCGGUUCCGUGACAUUGGCGGCUUGCAAUACGUCCUCCAAUCAGAGCUCGCCGCGGUUGAUGCCAGCAGGGGGGCGCUGCUAGAGUCGCUGCACGCCCUGAGCGGCCCCCCCACGGAGGAGCUGGUCGAGAGGGCCGGGGAUUGCGCCACGUGUCACACGGACAUGCGCGGGGAGAUGUGCGCGCACUGUGCGAUGGACGAGCUGUUCCAGAACUACGAGAGCCGGCUGUUCAAGCUCAAGGCGAACGCGAUGGGGGUCGGAAUGGUGGUCACAGCUGAGGAGGCGAUCUCGGCGCAGUCCAAGAAGUUCGCGCGCGGCCGCGCCCACUUUGUGGCGGGCAUCAAGGGCGACGUCGACAAGCCGCCGCAAGAGGGGCCGCAGCUGUGGGACGACGCCGGCAAAGGGCUCCGCCAGGGCAUGGCUUCGACCGCUGCGGACGUCCAGACCUCGUGGGCGCCCUCGGACGCCGAAAGGAUCCUACGCUGCAUCCUGGAUUUCAUGCGGCGCAACAGUGGCGCAAACAGCGGAGAAGGAGCCGUCAGAGCUGCCAAGAAGCAUCUGGAGGCGAUGGAGGGCAUGCGCCGCGAGUUCUUCAAGGCGCGGCUCCUGGCGGGCGCGCAGCGCGCGCUUCUGUACGCGCUCGACGAACUAGGCAUGGCGGUCACUCGGGUGCGGCUGCGGCUGCCGGGUGAAACGUUCGAGUCGGAGGUCGAAAAGAACGUUACCGUGCAGAAAUUUGAAAUUCCGGUGAUGAACGCCCGGUUCACGAGCGAGAAGUUUGCGGCGCAGGAGGACCUGAAGAAGCGCAAGGGUUCGUUGACGUAUCUGAAGACCCUCAAAGAGACGCGCGAUCGAGCAGCCUCUGCGGCGUCCAGCGGUCCCGGCCCCUCCGACGCUCCAAAACGUCCAGAUGCGCUGCCGGCUGAAGCCGCUGACGGAGGCGGAUCUCCUUCAAACUUAGCUGCUGAUGCAAAAGCAAACUCGAUCGGGGGGAGGGCUUUGACGCUGGACAGUCCAAGCAACCUGUCUUCCGAGGAAGUGCUCGGUCCUUCUCAACCGGGCAGCCCUGGCAGCCUGGGCAAGGGAUCCAUUCCCGGAAGCAGUGCCAGCAUCGAGUCCCCUGGAGACUCUGAACCGAGCACUGACCCGGGGAGCACUAACCCGGGGGGAUCAAAACUGAGCACUAACCCGGGAGGGUCUGAACCGAGCAGUAACCCGGGGGGGUCUCAACAGAGCACUAGCAUGGGGGGGUCUCGACCGAGCACAAGCGACCAAGCGGUGCCGCCUGCUACCGCCGCGCCGGGGAGCAGUAGCGGAUUGGGGAAGGAUCUACUGGGCAGUGACGAGAUCUGUCCCGUGUGCCAGGAGCGCUUGGGAGUGGAGCUGAUGGUCCUACCGUGCGGUCACAUGCUGUGCUGCAAAUGUGCACUGAAGAUGAUCGAACGCCUGGGCCCCGCCCCUUCCGCUUCCUCCCCCGACCGCCGGAAGCUGACGUGUCCAACCUGCCGCCAAAAGACGUACGUGGGCGACAUAGCCGUCGUGAACGGAGUGGCCGGAGUACGAAAACCGGGCGGUGCAGGCGGUGCCAAGACUCAGCUAGAAGCGGUCGGAGUAGAGGACCGGGUGGAAGUCAAAGGGUCUCUGUCAACCAAGAUGGAUGCCGUUGUGCGGAGGGUACUUUGGGUGUCGGAAAAUGACCCUGCCGCCAAGUUCCUCAUCUUCUCCACGUGGCACGACGUCCUCGACCUAGUCGCCCACGCCCUCCGCUCCAACGGCGUCCCCUUCGAGCGCGCCAAGGGCCGCGCCGGCCUAAACCCCGCCAUCAAGCGCUUCCGGAAACCCUUCCCCGCGGGCGCGCGCGCGCUUUUGCUUCCGAUCGCGCAGGGCGCAAACGGCCUAAACCUCGUCGAAGCUCAGCACGUGGUUUUGGUGGAACCUCUGCUAAACCCGGGGGCCGAGGCGCAGGCGGUUGGGAGAGUGCACCGAAUCGGCCAAAUGCGCCCGACGUUCGUCCACCGGUUCAUCAUCGAGGGGUCGGUGGAGGAGGGGGUUUUGGCGCUCGGGAAGAAGAAGGCGGAGGCGGACGGGGGAGAGCUUAUGGGGCUCCGGAAAACGCGGGCGGAGGACGCUCUGACGCUCAGAGACCUCGGGUCGCUGUUUGGCAAAGAAGGAGAGGAUGAAAGGCACGUGGAUGGUGACGUGGCGGACGGGGCGCUCAUGUUACAGUCGGCAAGCGAAGAUAGUGGGCUUGAGGGUCAGGUGAUGGGACACGUGGCGCCAGGAGAGGCUGCGGCUUUGGCGGCGGAAGCGCGCAGGGACGCGGCUCUAAGGCAAGGGGAGGAAUGAGUGCUUGACAACGUUCUAUAGUUAGGAGAAACAUGUCCAGUUCCGCAGGCGGUGGGUCAGGCAUUGUACACGCUUUCGAAUGGCCACACAUUGACACGUUGAUUGUCGACUAUAACUCUGUAACAAAGUUCAAAGCUUGCAGAACUUGGGAACUGCACAUGCUGGUCUUUCGCUGGCUUGGCACCGUGCUCUACCAAGCAUGUCCGAUCAACCUUUUAUAGUGGCUCAAGGUCAUUUAACGUAUGGAU